This is a messenger RNA of Vicia faba (fava bean), 651 nucleotides long. NCBI's taxonomy places the organism in Eukaryota, Viridiplantae, Streptophyta, Magnoliopsida, Fabales, Fabaceae. The record is from the annotation of a GenBank genome assembly.
AUGCCAAGAAAAAUGAGAAAAGUAUUCUAUAUCCUUUUUCUCUCUUCUCUCUCAGUCUAUUGUUUCAUGGUUUGCUUAGCUAUGAACACAAAAAACAUCACCACAGAUGAAUUCAGUCUCUUACAAUUCAAAUCUCUCAUCACUUUAGAUCCAUAUGAUAUCCUGGCUAAUAAUUGGUCAACCUCGUCUUCUUCAUGCAGUUGGGUUGGUGUAACUUGUGAUAAGAAACACAACAGAGUCCAAACUUUGAAUCUCAAAAACAUGGGUCUUAGAGGUACUCUUUCCCCAAACAUAGGAAAUCUAUCGUUCCUGGUUAUACUCGACCUAAGCGGCAAUAGUUUUGGUGGUCAAUUUCCUAAAGAAACACUUUCAUUGCGCCGAUUGAGGGUUCUUGAUUUCAGCUAUAACGAGUUUGUUGGAGAAAUUCCAAAAGAGUUGGGGAAGUUACAAGAACUUCAACAUUUGUAUAUUGGCAUUAACAGUUUUACUGGAAGCAUUCCAUCAAUGAUUGGUCAACUUCGUCGGCUGCAAGUUUUGGAUACUAGUUACAACAAGUUCUCGGGACCCAUACCUCAACAAAUCUUGAAUCUAUCUUCACUUCAACAAAUUUAUCUAUCUUCUAACUUCUUUUCAGGUAAUAUUUCCUUAUAA